Molecule: messenger RNA, 1329 nt
Organism: Ambispora leptoticha
Lineage: Eukaryota; Fungi; Glomeromycota; Glomeromycetes; Archaeosporales; Ambisporaceae
Source: the annotation of a GenBank genome assembly
AUGGCUCAUUCAAUGGCCACCUUUAUGGCUUUUUAUCAUGCUAACAAGAUCGAAGACUGGACGUGUAAUAACCUGGUGGAAUAUUAUCGUGAUAAAACGGAGAAAAAAGAUUGGAAGAAGGUAUUAGAUUGGAUCAAAAAAGAUCUCGUUAGGGUAACAAGGUCUGACUCUGAGUUCGACACGAUACGUAGAGGAAAAGCACAAGAAAUCCUGGACAAAUGGAAGGAUUGGACUACAUUUUACAAUGACAUUAUAAGAAAGGAUUGCGCUCAUGUGAAUAUGCGGGUAAGGACCAUAAGUACUAUAAGUCAACUAAACAAUCUGACUGGAGAUUCAACACAAAAUUUCGACAAUUGUCUUAUAACUUCGGGAAAACGAGAUAGAGAAGAAACGGAAAGAUCCUCGCCUCGAUUAAAAAAGAAGGCGUUUUCUAGUGGAAGCUCAGAUACUCGGAACUAUUUCUCGCAGAUUCGUUCUGAGCAGAACGAACAAGAUCAACGACCUCGAACCCCCGAACAUAGAAUUUAUUCAUCAGGUGCCAUGCCAUCUUGGAACCGAGAGAACAAAAGUGAUAAUGGUGAGUCACAAGAACUCUGUGAUUCAGAUAGUGAUCCCAUAUCAGAUCACAAGUUACUUGACGAAUUAUCUGAGGAAUUAAAGGGUUUGGGCGCCAUUGAAUUGACAAUUCGGGAUACUUUGCUCGAGAUUCUCCGUCAGAAUCAAUCAAAGGAUUUAAAAUCGGGAAAAACACUGAUGAACUCGAAUUUCUUAAAUGGGAUAAUAGAUGUUUCGAAUGCCAAUUUGAAGAAAAUGACUCGAUCAAUAUUAAAUAAAUUGAACGAAGGACAACAGUGGUUUGAUCAGGUUCUCAAUAAACAAACAUGGGCUUCAACUUCAGAGUUCAUCGACUAUUGCAAUCAGUUCACGGACCACGUAUGUAAUCGUGUACAAUUCCCCACUUUGGUACGCAAGUCCUUUGUCACAGGGCAUUUUGAUCCCUUUGUUCAUGAAGGGCACGACAUUGCGCAGGACAUUAUGAAACACUUUUCAGUGCGGUUGGAAGCUCCAUGCAAUAUAAGUUCAAAAUCGUCGAAACUGGAAAGAACCUACGCGAUCGACACGAUUAUAUAUGUUAUGAAUAGAAUUUUCCGUAUGCAUUUCGAUGUUCUCGAUGAAAACUGGAUAGAAAUACUUACUAGAGAUACAAAGUCCCAUAAGAUCGAUGGGGUUUUGAAAGUUUUUCAAACGAAAAAGUUUACACAGACAAUCAUAAUCAUGGAGUUUUCAUAUGGUCAAUACGCUUCAGAAGACAAGGAUACUGACGAUCAA